Messenger RNA from Ipomoea nil (Japanese morning glory), 1038 nucleotides. RefSeq lists its product as uncharacterized. Bases 1 to 1038 code for a protein of 345 amino acids. NCBI's taxonomy places the organism in Eukaryota, Viridiplantae, Streptophyta, Magnoliopsida, Solanales, Convolvulaceae. The record is from RefSeq and is a predicted model, not a curated record. The transcript has a single exon.
AUGACCGAAAAUCCAAGAGAACACAUGAAUGCCAUCACCACUAGGAGUGGAAAGCAAUUACUAGACCUACCGUAUCCCAACAAGGCACAAAUUGCCAAGAGGAAUCUAGAAGGUGAGAAUGAGAAAGUGAAUGAAGGUGUAGUUGCCCAAGACAAGGAAGAUGAGAUACAACAAAUUGAGCCCGUGAAGAAGCAUACACCACCUCUACCCUUCCCACAAAAAUUCAAGAACUCAAGGGAAGAGGAAAGAAGAGCAAAAUUUUUCAGUUUGAUCAAGCAACUGGAUAUCACCAUUUCUUUGCUUGAUGCAGUAACUGAGAUUCCUUUGUAUGCUAUGUUUUUGAAAGAGAUUUUGUCCAACAAGAGGAGAGCUGAGGAUCGUGAGACAGUAGCAGUAAGUGAGGAAUGUAAUGCUUUGAUUCAAAAUAAGCUUCUUUCAAAGCUUAGGGAUCCUGGGAGUUUCUCUAUCCCUUGUGUUAUUGGAGGAUCACUUGUUCAAAGAGCUUUAUGUGAUUUAGGGGAAAGUGUGAGUUUGAUGCCCUAUUCUUUGUGUCAAAAGCUGCAACUUGGAGAGCCAAAACCUACAUCCAUGACUCUUCAGUUAGCAGACAGAUCAGUAAAGUAUCCUAUUGGAAUUCUGGAAUAUGUGCUAGUGAAGAUUGACAAAUUUUACAUUUCGGGAGACUUCGUGGUGUUAGAGAUGGAAGAAGAUGCUAAAAUUCCUAUUAUCCUUGGGAGACCAUUCUUGGCAACUGCUGGAGCUGUGAUCAAUGUCAAAAAGGGAACCUUAGUUCUUGAAAUUGGAGAAGAUAAAGUUGAAUUUAAUGUUUUCAAAUUGGCUAACAAAUCUUCUUGUCUUGAUACUUGUUUCUAUGUAGAUGAAAUUGACUCAUGUGUUGCAGCCUAUGAGAGGGGUAAAUGGAUCUCUAAUGAUCCUUUACAACUCGAAAGUGAAGACACUAUAGAGAGUGGAUACUUGGAUGAUGGUACGAAUGGUGGGGAAUCACAUACCACUAAUGUCCAUUGCCUGCAACAUUGA